Messenger RNA from Aspergillus eucalypticola CBS 122712, 824 nucleotides. Its product is annotated as ATP synthase subunit e. The record is from RefSeq and is a predicted model, not a curated record. The transcript is spliced from 3 exons. NCBI's taxonomy places the organism in Eukaryota, Fungi, Ascomycota, Eurotiomycetes, Eurotiales, Aspergillaceae. Gene Ontology annotation, biological process: proton motive force-driven ATP synthesis. Bases 108 to 386 code for a protein of 92 amino acids. Gene Ontology annotation, molecular function: proton transmembrane transporter activity.
CAUUGACAGUCGAUCCCUUCAUAACGGUCGCUCGGAAUCCGGCCUUGCUAUCUCUCGUCUCACUGAUCUGUUCCAUUCGCCGCUCCGGAGGCCAGGGUUCUCAUAAGAUGGCUACCACACAGGGUGUCAACGUUCUGCGCUAUUCGGCCCUUGUUGCCGGUCUCGUCUACGGUUUCUACCACCAGUCUUCGAUCACCGCCACUGCUAAGCACGCCGAGGCCGAACGCGAAUAUGCCCGCCAGGAGCGCCUGAUCGAGCAGGCCAAGGCUGAGUGGAGGAAGAAGACGGCGCCCAAGGACACGCAAAACAGCGGAGUCAUUACGGAUCCCGAGGACAGCCGGUUUGACCUUGAGGCUUUCCUGAAGAUGAAGGCUGGCGAGAACUAGAAUGGAAUCGAAGUAUACGGCACGCAGAUGAAGUUGCAGUUAUCUCUCUAAGAGUCGUACCUCUUUGAAGGUAUAGGCGAGAGAUCUCGGGUCGGCCCCGAUUAUGUAUUAUUGUUUGGUCUAAUUUCCCAGAGUCGUGUCAUUGCGAGCGAAAGGAAUGAUUUUUCUUUUUCCCCUAUAGACAUCAUCCCCGCAUCUUGUACAUACCCUGGGCUGUUGUGCGUCUGUAUCACUACAGUUGGACCAGAAGAGCAAGAGAUUCUGUAUGCUUCGGUUUCAUUACUGAUCUUCUUCUCGUACUGAGUGCGCUUGCGCAAUAUUAUGCCCAUUGUUAUGGGGCUGUUCUAUGAUAUGCUCCGUGACGCCGUCAAGUCGUUACGUGCGGACCCGGGAUGUUGCGCUCUAGAUAUGUAGUCAUCCAAUCUCUCCGUCAUGUCC